AUGCACGCGGGCAGCUCGCUGGCCGGCAGCGCGCAGUCGCGGCAGUUCGCUACGCGAGGCGCAUUCUCGAGCGAGUGCCUGGAGCCCUGGAUGGUGUGCGACGUGUGCUCCUCGCGCUUCGCGCCCCUGCCGCACCACCACGUGUCGGGCAACAUCUGGCUGGCCAGGUGCGACUACGUGAGCAAGCUGCUGCCGCCCAGUGAGUUCAGUGCUCGCAUGGACGCGGUCGUGCGGGAAGCCGCGCAGUCGCCGAACUCGGGCAGCAAGGACGAGGAUAGCAGGGGAGGCCGGUACUCGAUGGACCACUGGCUGCUGUCGCACCCCAGCGUGGUGCCGUGCGACGUGUACGCGGCGCCGCAGCCGGGCAGAAGCGGCGACGGCACGGCCGCGCGAGCCGGGGCACUCCCGCACCGGACUCGCCGGCUCCCAGCGGCCCAGCGGGGAAGCCACGUCGGCGCCUGGACGUCGGCGGACGCCGCCGCUGCCCGGUGGACGCCGGAGCUGUCCUUGCCGCCGCGGCGCCCCAGCACGGCGGCUCCGGCGCGGGAGCUCUGGCAGUGGCGCGUGUUCGAGUGGAGGCCCGGCCGAGGAGCAGAGGACAAGCGUGCCGCGGUCGCGAUGGCCUCCAGCGCGGCACUGCUCGCCGAGUUCGUGGGUACCUUCAUCCUGGUCUUCACCGUCGGCUGCAAUGUGGUGACAGCGGUCGACACGUGGGCCGGAGUGUCGAUCGCCUGCGCCUUGAUGGUUGCCAUCUAUACCCGCCGAGAUGCCCUGGCCCCGAUCUCCGGCGCCAACUUCAACCCCGCGGUCUCCGUCGCGCUCGGCAUCUCGAGGAAGCUGGAGUGGAAGGACGUCGGCCUCUACACGGUGACGCAGGUGCUCGCCGGUGCGUGCGCGGGCUUGAGCUACCGCGGCCUGCUCGGGGCCGGCUUCGCCCUCGAGCCGACCGCGGGCUUCGGGUUCUGGCAGGCGGGUCUCUGUGAGCUCCUGUACACUUUCAUGCUUUGCUUCGUGGUCUUGAACACCGCCUGCUCUACGGCGAACGCUGGCAAUCACCAGUUCUACGGCCUUUCGAUCGGCUUCGUGAUCGUCGCGGGCGCCUACGGGGCCGGCGUCGUCUCCGGGGGCUGCUUCAACCCCGCGGUCGCGCUCGGUAUCGAGGCGGGCAGCUUGAGCUUCGGGUACUCCCCGGUGUACAUUGCGUUCGAGCUCACAGGUGCCGCGUUGGCCUCCGCACUCUACGUAGUGGUUCGGCCGGAUGAGUUCGAGCUGGGGCAGCCCGCUGGGAGGACCGCGAAGGUGACUUCUGAAUUCCUCGGGACCUACUUUCUUGUGCUGACGGUUGGCCUGAAUGUCCUUGGCGAUGGAGAGGUCUUCUCCAUCGCCGCAUCGCUCAUGUGCAUGAUCUUUGCGCUGGGCGACGUCUCGGGGGCCCACUUCAACCCAGCGGUGACCGCGGCUGUGUGGGCUAUAGGGAAGGUCGACACGAUCGAGGCCGGCAUCUACGUGUGCUUCCAGAUGCUCGGCGCGAUCUUGGCAACGGCCACCUACACCGUCAUCUACGCGGGGGCCUCGACGACCCUCGCCCCGGCCGACGGCUACGGGCUGGGCGCGGCGGCGGUGGCCGAGAUCUUCUUCACUUUCGUCCUCUGCUUCGUCGUGCUGAGCGUCGCCUGCUCUCCCAGCGCGCAGAAGGGCGGUUACUCGGAGGUCUUCGGGCUCGCCAUCGGCUCCUGCGUCACGGUGGGCGGCUACGCGAUCGGCGGCAUCUCGGGUGGCAGCCUGAACCCAGCGGUGUCCUUCGGAGUCGCGUCGGGCGGCGCGAUGGGCGGGGAGGGUACCUUCAGCGACGUGUACACUUACGGUCUGUACUACGCCCUCUUCGAAGUGGUCGGCGGGAUCCUCGCGGCGGGCUUGUACCUAUCGACGCACAAUGCGGCCAGCAUGGUGGCGAAGUGA
This is a messenger RNA of Prorocentrum cordatum, 1959 nucleotides long. NCBI's taxonomy places the organism in Eukaryota, Dinophyceae, Prorocentrales, Prorocentraceae. The record is from the annotation of a GenBank genome assembly.